UUAAAACCCAUAAGAUUGUCCUUUCAUGCUCUUGUCAGUAUAUAUGUUUCAUACCAGUUUGGGACAACGUUGACAAUCCGACAGCAACAUAGCUACCAAACAUUCUACAUUAUUUAUUCUUCUUCAGCAGACUUCUAUGUUAGUAAUGGAUAAAGUGGUAUAACAAGAAGCUUCAUAAUUUAUACGCUUCGAAUAUCACCUUCAGAGGGAUUGAAUCGGGACAAUAUAGACGGGCAGGCAGAGUAGAAUUAAUAGACAAUGCAUUUACGUAGCUCCGAACCAAAAUUAAGGGCAUUAAUAGAACAUGUUUACAACAUUCUGUCCUCCUUGUUAAAAAUUACAGGUGUUUGUUGUAGUCUACUGACUAAUUUUUCUGCUCACAGGCCUAUAGUUAUUAUUUGAAACACCUUUUCAUGCCCCACGAACUAGAAGAAGAGACAAUUUUUACCUUCAUCCACAGCUGCCUAAUAUUUUACGGGUAAUCAGCCUUUUAACAAUAUUAAUAUGCAGUGUAGUGCAUGCAUUGUUGAUUCCCUUUUUCAGAAAUUAAUUCGUAUUUGCCCCUUGUCCUUGCCCGAUGUUCAUUCUUUAAAUUAUUCGAGUAAAGGAAGUACAUAACCUAAUGAAACCUUUAAACCUCUUUCUUUCCCUUGAAGAAUUUAUCGAAAUAUCCUCGUAAAAGGCGCUCUGUUAUUGCAUGAAAGAAAAUGUUCUGUAAUAAACGCCACUAAACGGAAUUUCUGGAAAACGCACAGCAUUUGAAUUCCUACAGUUCCCCACGUAAGACCGCACCCACGUGCUUGGAAUAUGUGAACUUCAGCCACAAAUACAAGGUAGAUAUAUAUCGAAAGUAACACAAUUUUCUAGCAUUAAAGUAUUACGAAAGCUGGUCAGGACACUCCGUACUGCGAAAAAAAAAUCUCGUCUAAAAACGCACCCAGUCGACUUAAGCAUUUUUUGAUUUACAUUGCAAGAAAUAAUAAUUAAGUUGUCUUACAUUAAUUAUUCUAAAAAAAAAAAAGUGAAAGGAUCUGCGGAUCCCGAAAAACAGAAGAGAAAGUCAACGCCGUACCACCUGCUGUCGUAGUGCAAUGGACUGAAAGAGAAAGAUCAAAUCAUGUUUCACCACAUGACAUUCCAAAUCCGUAUGAAAUCGGAAACAAUUACGACUGGAAAUUUUAUGCUUUGCAACUCACUCAAAAAGGUACACGCGUCUGCUAACAAAAUUCGGUGAAACAAAUUAACAUGAUUUUUGCAUGAAGAUGUUCAUCUUCUGGGAUGUUAGACCGCGAAAUCCGGUAGAUAUUUACCGACGUUUUAGAGGAAACUAUUGCCUCCAUCAUCAGGGUCGUUAUAUGAAUUUUUGUUGCAUCUUUUUCACACGUACAAUUUAGUAGAUUUAACAGUGGGACAAUGAUAUGUUUCGAACUUCAGCCAAUCACACUAAAACGCUUAAGAGUUCCAGCCACGUGCUGCUGUUACUCAAAUGCGCUUACGAACAUGACGCUUGCACUCUCUACAUUACGCCGAGGCAUCUGCUGUCUUAGGCUAGAUCCCAGACAACUUUCUGUUUCUAACAGGAACUUUCUUUACGCUGCUGUAUAAACGGGAGUGACAAAACAGUCUUAGCUUCAAUGUCUGAUGAGGUUCGCGUGUAUAAGUGCAUUUUGUGAAGGAUUCGCAAUGUACAGUGUAUGUGCAUAACGAAGGCGGUGUUCUUGUGGUUCACUGAUGUGGCAUAUUUAAAACUGUUCCUAGUUUUCUGCUGACGGAGACGCACUACGCAGCCGCAGGGACACCAGAACGGUCUCUUGUGAAAGAACCAUAACUUUCUCACAGUUUAACGGGGGCAGACCUCAUUUCGCCAGCGUCACUAGAAAUGUUCAUUAUGGCUCUUCCGCCUUCAAGUAACGACGUGGUGGAAUACGUUAGGGCUUCUGCUGGUGUCAACGAAACAAGGAUACAAGAAGCAGUGAAGAACCUCAAGGACUGGCUUAUGUUACAGCCACAUCUACCAUAUGAUGAUGAUGAAGGGAGACUGGAACGACGCUUUGUUUGGUGUAAGGCGAGCCUGGAAAGGACCAAAUCGGCCAUAGAUAUGUACUACACCUUACGGGCUGUUGUACCUGAGAUACUCUCCAACAGGGAUCCCUUCAGUCCCUGGUUCAGACAGAUCACAAGCGUUUCGUACUGUCUGCCACUUCCUACACUAACAGACGACUGUCACCGAGUUGUGGUGCUGGGGAACCUAGACCCAGAUGCCAGUAAAUAUAAUGUCCUCGAUGUCUUCAAACUCAUUUUCAUGGUAGGUGAUGUGAGAUUUUCUGAGGACUGCUGCGUGGCUGAUACCUACAUCGUGGAUAUGACCAACUUCGGAGUAGGUCACAUUGCCAAAAUCACCAUGCCGGCAGUCAAGAAGCUCGAAAUAUGUGCCAUAAAGGGUUAUAGUGCUAGAAUAAGGGCAAUCCACUACGUGAAUGUGCCGCGAUAUGCUGACGUGCUCAUCAACCUUGUGCGCAGCGUCAUGAAGCCCAAGAUCGCCUCUAGAAUGCAAGUUCAUACAAAAGGAAUGAACACUCUCCAUAAAGAAAUCGACAGAAAGAUUCUACCUGAAGAAUUUGGAGGUCAAGCUGGUUCUAUAAGCGACCUCUGGAAUGACUGGAAGGAGAAGCUGGAGACCUACCGUGAAUGGUUUCUGGAACAAGAUAAACUAAAAGCUGACGAGUCAAACACUUCUGACGUUUCUGAGAAUCACUUCCGUGAAUUGGAUAUAUAUAAGCAAGUUACUAGGUCGUUCUUCCAGGAUUUACCAACAAACAUGGAUUUACUUCUUUUGAGUAAAGAGACGAGAGAUCAAAUCCGAACCAGGGCCGAGAUAGACGAGGAGAGGAUAAAGGAGGCAGUGAAACUGUUGAAGAAAUGGCUGGAGUUACAACCACAUCUACCCAACGACUACGAUGAGACACGGAUGGAAACAUUGUUCUUCAGGUGCAAGGCUAGCAUCGAGAAGUGCAAGCAGACUAUUGACUUGUACUACAGCCUACGGACCGCCAUUCCAGAGAUAUACUGCAACCGAGAUCCGUCCAACCCAUGGUUCAAACUGGCUACAAGCGUCUGUUGUUUCAUACCACUGGAGCAGCUGACAGAAAAUUAUGACAGAGUGACAAUUAUAAAAUGUCUGGACGGGGAUCCAUCGAAUCACCACCCAUAUGACAUGCUCAAGUUGCUGUUCAUGAUUGUGGAAGUCCGAACUAUAGAAGAUUACAACAUGGCUGACAUCUUUAUUAUAGACAUGGACAACAUCACAGUGUCACACGUAGUCAAAUACACCCUUCCGGUUCUCAAGAAAAUUGAAGUCAGCGCCAUGAGAGGUUUUAAGGGUCGACUCAAAGGAUUGCACUUGAUCAACGCUCCUCCUGUCGUGGACUCAGCGGUGAAUGCAUUUAAGAGUAUCCUGAAGCCUCAAAUGGCCGAGAGGGUACACGUACAUAGAAAAGGUUCCGACAAGCUGCUAGAUUACGUAUCACCUAAGAUACUGCCCGAAGAAUACGGUGGAGAAGCUGGCUCGCUGCAUGACCUCUGGACUAUGUGGAAGCAAAAACUAGGAAACUACAGAGAAUGGUUCCUGGAACAAGAAAAUGUCAAAGUGGAUGAAUCUAAACGUCCUGGGGAAUCCUUCAACACCAGCGACCUCUUUGGAUUCGAAGGAUCUUUCAGACAACUUAACGUCGAUUAGCAAAAGACCAAUAUCAAGAUGUUCCAAAUUCGAAGCAGUGUUCAGAAGCAUGAAGGUGUAUGUGGAAAAGAUACACUGUCACUAUUACUAUUAAUAAAAUAUAAUAUUAACGUUAGUUAUAAAUAAAUAAAUAUUUCGUUUUGUAACUCUGAAUGAAAUAGGAUAAAGUAUGGGUGUUUAUGAAUGAAACAUUAUAAAAUAAUUAAAGUGUGCCGAUAUUAUAUUGUAGUCCAUACCUACAGAGACGAUCUUGAGACGUAGGAAAAAAUUUUCUCUCAAAUAUGGAGUUAAUAAAAGUAAAAUAUAAACCUUUACUAACUCCUUAAAAUUAGUCUCUCACAAUCGACGUAAUGAACACAAGUUCCUCUACGAACCUACAGAGUGUCAUAACCCAGAAAAUCUACCACAAGUGACAUAUUCAUACAUCAAACAAGAUGUCUUUGAUUGAUCGUACAGAACAGAAAAAUGUCAUUUUAAAGAUCUACACAGACGAUAAAGCAACAAUCAAUUAUGAGCUGUAAGAAUGUGAACAUUAUAAAAGUGAUAAUAUUGGGA
Messenger RNA from Zootermopsis nevadensis, 4291 nucleotides. Its product is annotated as retinol-binding protein pinta-like. Gene Ontology annotation, cellular component: membrane. Gene Ontology annotation, molecular function: phosphatidylinositol bisphosphate binding. Lineage: Eukaryota; Metazoa; Arthropoda; Insecta; Blattodea; Termopsidae. The record is from RefSeq and is a predicted model, not a curated record.